CAGUAGCUUGGCGGUGGCCCGGCCUUGCCAGCUCCAACACCAAUUGCGCCUUUGAAUGUGCCGGGGCUGGCAGAAUGGAGAGAGCCCUCCAUGCUGCCACUCCCUUGGCUUGGGCGUGCCCGCUCGUGGGGCCGUAAAUGACGGCAGAAUAAAAAGUGUUUUGCGUAUAAACCGGGCUAACGAGUCCCGGUUGUCAUGAAUCGCGGGGUAGGACGUGCCGUUGCUUCACCCUCACUACUUGCGACGAACUUGGUUGAACGGGCACAAACGGACAAAAGGAAAUACAUACAGAACGAAAGGAGCCAGGUUCCUUCUAGCACCGGUUAUCGUAUUGUCGAGAACUCCCUGUGGGACACAAGACUGAAGAAAUGGCGACCAACAUCACCUGGCACGAGGGCCUGACGAGGCGAGAGCGCGCCGAGCUGCGCGGGCAGCGCGGCUUCACGAUAUGGUUCACGGGCCUGUCGGCGUCGGGCAAGUCGACGGUGGCGACGGCGCUGGAGCAGCACCUGCUGCACCUGGGGCUGGCCGCGUACCGGCUCGACGGCGACAACGUGCGCUUCGGGCUGAACCGGGACCUGGGCUUCUCGGAGCGCGACCGCAACGAGAACAUCCGCCGCAUCGCCGAGGUGGCCAAGCUCUUUGCCGACUCGGCGACCGUCGCCAUCACGUCCUUCAUCUCGCCCUACCGCGCCGACCGCCAGACGGCCCGGGAGCUGCACGCCGCCACCGCCGCCGCAUCGGCGCAAAGUGGUGGUGGCGACGACGCGCUCGAGUUUGUCGAGGUCUACGUCGACAUCCCCAUCGAGGUCGCCGAGCAGCGCGACCCCAAGGGCCUCUACAAGAAGGCCCGCGCCGGCGAGAUCAAGGAGUUCACCGGCAUCUCGGCCCCCUACGAGGCCCCACUCAACCCCGAGAUCACCAUCAGGACCCACGAGAAGUCGGUCGAGGAGUGCGUCGCCCAGAUCGUGCAGUACCUGCAGGAGAAGGGCCUGGUCAAGGCGGCCGGCAGCAGCUGAAGGGCGUGCAGCGCGGUAGACUCUCUUUCCCCCCCGUCGAGGGCGGUAUUCCUCCAGGAAAAUGAAAACAAAAAGAUUUAGACCCACGCACACAUACACAUGCAUUGCGCAUAGAUAAACAUGAAGAAACAAGACAUAUGGCAAACCGGAGGGAAAUAAACAAGAAUCAAAUGUAUGCAUGCCAGUCCCUGACAGUCGGCUGUUC
Molecule: messenger RNA, 1224 nt
Organism: Gaeumannomyces tritici R3-111a-1
Lineage: Eukaryota; Fungi; Ascomycota; Sordariomycetes; Magnaporthales; Magnaporthaceae
Product: adenylyl-sulfate kinase
Exons: 2
Coding region: 369-1019 (216 amino acids)
Biological process (GO): sulfate assimilation
Molecular function (GO): adenylylsulfate kinase activity; ATP binding
Source: RefSeq, a predicted model, not a curated record